Molecule: messenger RNA, 3282 nt
Organism: Elephantulus edwardii (Cape elephant shrew)
Lineage: Eukaryota; Metazoa; Chordata; Mammalia; Macroscelidea; Macroscelididae
Gene: CFAP69
Product: chromosome unknown open reading frame, human C7orf63
Exons: 24
Coding region: 1-3282 (1093 amino acids)
Biological process (GO): olfactory behavior; positive regulation of flagellated sperm motility; response to odorant
Cellular component (GO): non-motile cilium; sperm midpiece
Source: RefSeq, a predicted model, not a curated record
AUGUUGACUGCCGAGGUCGAAGCAGCGGCAACUGAAACCCAAGAGCCCAGUGGUCCAGCAACCCUUCAGACCAGUAACAAGUCCUGCAGCCCUCGCCAAAUCCCAGUGAUCAGCGUGGUGGCGGAAGAUGAGGCAGCGCAGGGUCUUUUGAAGCCUAUGGACCUUAAUCGUGUAGUCAAACUCCUUGAAGAGACUGAAGAAAGUGACCUAGAAGAAAAACAACUUCAAUCUGUCAAGAAACUGGUCCAGUGUUACCAGAAUGGAUUUCCUUUAAGGGAUUUAGCACAGAUAUUUAAAAUUCUGAAUCUAUGUACAGGAAAAAUUGAAAACCAGCCUAAUUUCUUAGAAUGUGCUUGUGACAUCUUGAAAUUAUGUGGCUUACCAUUUUUGAAGAAGAAAGUAUCGGAUGAAAUAACAUAUGCUGAAGAUACUGCUAAUUCAAUUGCACUUCUGGGUGAUUUAAUGAAAAUACCAAAUUCUGAUUUGAGGAUACAAAUUUGCAAAUGCAUUGUUAAUUUUUAUCAUGCAGAACCACCAAAGAAGCACAUUACAGGCUACCAGCAAGCUAGUUCAUCAUACAAGAUUCAAAUGGCUGAAGUUGGAGGAUUGGCAAAAUCAAUGGUCCUGGCAAUGGAGCUGCUGGACAAUCAGCUUGUCGAGAAACUCUGGGUACUGAAAGCUCUGCAGCACCUCUCAACCUCUGAAGUUAAUUGUUCUUUCAUGAUGAAAGCACAAGCUGCUUAUGAAAUCUGUGCUCACCUCAAUGAUCCCGAUCCCUCCGGACAACUUCUGUUUCGUUCUUCAGAAAUACUUUGGAACUUACUGGAAAAAUCCUCCAGGGAAGAAAUCGUCCAACAGCUUAGUAAUUUAGAAUGUUUGUUGGUUUUAAAGGAAGUAUUUAAAAAUCUGUUUAUGAGGAGUUAUAGUCAUUAUGAUCGUCAACUAAGAAAUGAUAUAUUAGUGAUCACUACAAUUGUAGCUCAAAACCCUGAAGCACCAAUGAUUGAAAGUGGCUUUACCCAAGAUUUAAUACUAUUUGCAACCUUUAAUGAAGUUAAAAGUCAAAAUCCUUUGGUAAAAGGUCUGAAGCUUACUAAUUCCUAUGAAGAUUUUGAGUUGAAGAAAUUACUAUUUAACAUAAUUGUGAUAUUAUGUAAAGAUUUUUCUACUAUACAGCUCUUAGUUCAUGGCAAAGUCAUCAUGGCUUUAUUUACCUAUGUUAAAAAACCUGAGAAACACAGAAUAAUCGAAUGGUCUGUAGCACAACAUGAAGAAUUACAGCUGCAUGCAAUUGCCACUUUGUCAUCUGUGGCCCCUUUGUUAAUAGAAGAGUACAUGGCAUGCCAGGGAAAUAGUCGAGUACUUUCAUUUCUUGAAUGGUGUGAGAAUGAAGAUCCCUUCCUGAGUCAGGGUAACAGCUUCCACGGUACAGGCGGCCGAGGCAACAAGUUUGCCCAGAUGCGUUACACUUUAAGACUCUUGAGAGCCAUGGUCUCCCUUGAAGAGGAGACAAUAAACAAGGAUCUUUGUGAAAGGGGUACAAUUAAGCAACUGAUAGGAAUCUUUAAAAAUACAAUAAGCAAGGCUAGUGAGAAGGAAGAAUCCAUUGUUUUAGAAAUCCAGUCUGAUAUAUUACUGAUCUUAUCUGGCCUGUGUGAACAUCAAAUUCAGAGGAAGGAACUUUUCGGAACUGAAGGAGUAGAUAUAAUUCUUCAUGUAAUGAAAACAGACCCCAAAAAGUUGCAGAGUGGAUUAGGCUAUAACGUCCUUCUUUUUAGUACAUUGGACAGCAUUUGGUGCUGUAUUUUGGGAUGCUAUUCCUCAGAGGACUACUUUCUUGAAAAAGAAGGCAUUUUUCUCCUUUUGGAUUUAUUAGCAUUGAACCAGAAAAAAUUCUGUAAUCUAAUCCUUGGAAUAAUGGUUGAAUUUUGUGACAAUCCUAAAACCGCAGCUCAUGUCAAUGCCUGGCGAGGGAAGAAGGAUCUUACUGCAGCCAGCCUUUUAAUUAAACUGUGGAGGAAAGAAGAAAAAGAACUAGGAGUAAAACGUGAUAAAAAUGGGAAAAUAGUUGAUACAAAGAAGCCUCUAUUUACUAGUUUCCAAGAGGAGCAAAAAAUCCUGCCACUGCCUGCCAACUGUCCUACAGUUGCAGUUAUGGAUGUUGCUGAGAAUAUCAGAGCAAAAAUUUAUGCUGUGUUGGGAAAACUAGAUUUUGAAAAUUUGCCUGGCCUGUCUGCUGAAGAUUUUGUCACACUUUGUAUCAUACAUCGAUAUCUUGAUUUUAAAAUUGGAGAAAUAUGGAAUGAAAUAUAUGAAGAAAUAAAAUUAGAAAAUUUAAGACCAGUCAGUACAGAUGCAAAAAUUUUGGAAGCAAUUACAACAGCAUCAGAAAAUAUUGGAAAGAUGGUUGUUUCCCUACAGAGUGAGAUGAUUGAAAGCCAAGCACGCCAAGAUGUGCACAACGAACAAAAGAUGUACACAAAAAUACAAGCCACACAUAAACAAAGAGAAUUGGCUAAUAAAUCCUGGGAAAAUUUCUUGGCUAGAACAUCAAAUGCUAAAGCUUUAAAGAAAGCAAAAAGGCUUCAGGAAAAAGCCAUAGAAUCCUCUAGAUACAGUGAGCGACGACCACAAAAUGCAGUAUUUCACCGGACAGAUAUUAAAGGCCUUAAUACAACGGUUACCUCUGGCCGGGUAGUCACAGUGGAAAGUACUCCUACUCGACUAUUAGGAGGACCUCUGGCUGACACAGAUCUUGCCCUGAAAAAACUGCCUAUUCAAGGUGGAGCUUUGCAGAAGGUGAAAGCUGUUAAAAUCAUAGAUGAGUCAAAGAAGAGAACCGACCAGCGCGAGUGGCCCCUGCUUCCGUCACCGGACCCAGAGGAGGGAGCCCGCUCAGGAAUCACUUACCCUGGUCGGCGGCGGCGUGCGCCCCACGCGGGGUCCUGUGCCGCGCGCGGGCUCGAGUUCUUGGGACGCAGGAGGCUCCUGACUCAAAGGAAAAGAGUGAGUCCCAGGCACACACCUAGCCUUCCAGGUCCCUCCCUUUUCCCUGCAGAACUCACCCUUCACCGAACGCUCCCGGCACGCUCACCUAGAGCCCCAGCAGCCGAAGGAUUCCUGGAAAGGUACGGGACUUCCGCGGAUGCGCUGCGCUCCGGAGGUGGAGAUUCUGCUUGGCCAGCGAGCGGCGAUGUGGGGUCUGUGCGGCCUCGCCGGGCCCCGAAGACUCGCACAUCCGCCGGACUCGCGGCUUUUCUAGGUGCUGCGAGCGGGUGGUGA